AUGCCGAAAGUCCCCUUCUCCACCGCAUCUCCCACCAAGGCCGAACCCUACCCAAAGGGCUCACCGAGCAAGCAGAAAGCAUCCCCUACGACCAAGGACGACCUUCCCGAAAAGUCCUCUCCCUCGAAGAAAGGGAUCACUUGGACGGACGACAUGGAUAAGAAACUCAUGAUCCAUGUGUUAAGUCGGUCGGAAAUCACCCUUCGAUACGAUUGGGCGGACGCUGUUAAGAACGAGUUUCCUGACUUGUCGGUGAAACAGCUUGAGAAUCGAUGGAAUAAGAAGCUCAAGAAUGCGUUAUUCCCCCCGGAAGUCAUCAAGCUCAACAAAGCGGCCAAGGUGGCCGCGUUUAAACCAGGGAACGCGAAAGCCGAGGCUGAAGCUGCCGAUUAA
Molecule: messenger RNA, 393 nt
Organism: Filobasidium floriforme
Lineage: Eukaryota; Fungi; Basidiomycota; Tremellomycetes; Filobasidiales; Filobasidiaceae
Exons: 2
Coding region: 1-393 (130 amino acids)
Source: RefSeq, a predicted model, not a curated record